AUGCACCGCCACCCCAGCAGCAGCAGCACAGGCAGCAGCAGCAGCAGCAGCAGCAGCAGCGAGGGCGCAGCUCAUCGAAGCUGCAGCAGCGGCGACAGCAGAAGCGUCAUCCCGAGCCUAGACGCAGCAGCAACUGCAGCACCAUGCUCAGAUACUGCAGCAAGCAGCAGCAGCCUGCGUGACGGCAGCGGCACGGCAGCACCGGAGGCAGCAGAAGCAGCAGCAGCAGCAGCAGCAGCAGCGAGUAAGCUUGCUGACCCCUCUAGCGUCUCUCUCUGCAGAUCCGCCCUCAGCACUAACAGCAGCAGCAACCCGGGCAGCCCGCCGCAGCAGCUGAGAAGGCUUCCGGAAGCAGCAGCAGCAGCAGCAACACCGAGUGCAGCAGCAGCAGCAGUUUCAGCCGCAGAUGCAGCAGCAGGGCCCGAAACAGCAACGCGAGGGGUCGGGGGAGCUUUUGCAGCAGCAGAAGCAGCAGCAGCAGAAUCAGCAGAAGAAGAAGCAGCAGCAGGUGGCUCAUCUGUGACAGUGAGAGACUCAACUGCAGCAGAAGCAGCAGCGGCAGAAGCAGCAGCAGCAGCAGCAGAAGCUGCAAUAGAGUCUCUUGCUGCGCUGUUGGACGGGCCAGUGCCGCAGCAGCAGCCGUCUCGCAGUGUUGCUGCUGCUAUUGCUGCUGUGCACACAGUUACACAAGAAGCAGAGCAGGCAGCCCUUGCUGCUGCUGCUGCUACUGCAGCAGCAGCGGCAGCAGCGCAGCAGACAGCGGAUCCAGUGCAGCAGGAACCAGCUAGUGCGGGGCGCACGCGAAAAAAUGCAGCAACGGCAGCAGCUGUUGUUGCUGCAACUGCUGCUGCUGCUGUCUCCGACGCAGCUGCAGCAGACGUGUCCCACGAGCAGCAGCAGCAAGAUGAAGUACGCAGCUUAGGUGCGGUGGAGACUUCAAAUGCAGCAGCAGGAGCAGCUGCUGCUGCUGCUGUUGUUGCUGCUGGCGCGGAGGGUUCCGGUCCGUCAGAUGCACCAGGUGCAGCAGCAGCAGCAGAAGGUGCUGCUGCUGCUGCUGCUGCUGCGCAUCCAGCAUCUUCAGUGGAGGCUGCUAUUCCUGCGCCGGGGCCUGAGUCUGCGUCGCCAGAAGCCAGCAGCAGCAGCAGCUGCUGCUGCUGCUGCUGCUCCACCUCCCACAGCCACGCCCGCACCUCCGCUGCCAGCAGCGCCGCCGCCCGCGCUCGAAGAAGCAGCAGCAGCAGCGGGAGCAGCAGCAGAAGGGGACACAAGGGAAGCAGAAGCAGUAGAAGCAGCAGCAGCAGAAGCAGCAGUAGCAGCAGCAGCAGUAGCAGCAGCAGCUCCUGUGAUCGAUGGGGCCCCGCCGUUUCGCUUUUUCUCUCAGGGCCUUGA
Eimeria tenella is the source of this 1389-nucleotide messenger RNA. RefSeq lists its product as uncharacterized. The record is from RefSeq and is a predicted model, not a curated record. The transcript has 3 exons. NCBI's taxonomy places the organism in Eukaryota, Apicomplexa, Conoidasida, Eucoccidiorida, Eimeriidae. Bases 1 to 1389 code for a protein of 462 amino acids.